Molecule: messenger RNA, 2217 nt
Organism: Branchiostoma belcheri (Belcher's lancelet)
Lineage: Eukaryota; Metazoa; Chordata; Leptocardii; Amphioxiformes; Branchiostomatidae
Product: caspase-2-like
Exons: 11
Coding region: 488-1732 (414 amino acids)
Biological process (GO): proteolysis; signal transduction
Molecular function (GO): protein binding; cysteine-type endopeptidase activity
Source: RefSeq, a predicted model, not a curated record
UAUACACUAAAUUACGUCAGGAGGUACCGCUGCGGUCUCCUGUGACCUUUGGCCAUCUCACAUCUGUUGCAAAUAAUGUUCCUUACUUAAAUUUAUACCUUCGUUAAGAACCCGUUAUCUAUUUUUUUUUUCGGGACGUGUGUGACUGUAUGGAUGACAGCAUAAUCAUCCAUGAUUCUAGAAGUCGCAGAGGGAUCGUAAUGAUUUUAAUACAUUUGUUGGAGAUCAAAAUUAUAGCCGAAAAUAGUCGUUAUCAUGGAGAGAGAUAUCUUGUAACCUUUAGCAGCUAUGAUCAUGAUGUAUCGGAUGGUGGAUGGAUUCAUUUAACCUAACCGUUACAUGAAAAUCGGGCGUGUCACAAUAUUUCUAUGACAUUGCGGAGGAAGUCCCAGAUGACAAGUGGAAGGACUUGGCUCACCAGCUGGGGUUGAAACGAGCCAAGGUCAGCGCUAUAGACGCCGAGAACCGUUACCUGAAGGAGAAAACCAUGAAGACUUUAGACACCUGGCGACUGAAGAACGGCAGGUCAGCCACAGAGGCCUGGCUGAGGAUGGCUCUACAUGAUGCUGAUGUGGGAUGGAUCGCAGACCAUGUGAUAGAUGGAGUCCCAGAUGAGGUUGAGCCACCCUGGAAGUCAGGAGUACAGGAGGAGGGGAGACAACAGACCAGCACCUGUUGCACAAGUAGCCAUGAUGUCAGCUAUUCAAAUACAACACUAGCUUUGACAGAGGCAAAAGGUGCACUCCUGGGUAUUGAAGGUGACAUGAAUCAGUUACAGAUACAUGACAGACAUCGAACACCCUUGGAACAACCUACUUCAUCUCAAAGUACAUGUGGGGGAGACAACAGAAGUCCCCAGGGUGGGGUGACCACAGGUCUACUGUCCUCCUCUGGGCAGUUCUUUCACAAGCAGGGCCCGACAGUCUACCCGAUGAUGACAAGUCCUCGAGGUCAUGCACUCAUUGUGAACAACUCCAUAUUUGAUGGGAACCUCUCCGACAGAAAGGGCGCUGAUGUUGAUGUAAAAACUGUUUUCAGCCUGUUGAAAAGCCUGGGUUUUACAGUGAAGCAGCUUUUGAACAAAAGUGCACAGGAAAUGCUGAAGGAACUGGAACAUUUCUCCAAACUGGAUGAUCACAAAAAUGUUAGCUGUUGUAUUGUCUUCUUGAUGUCUCAUGGCCAAGAGGGCUGCAUCAUUGGCAAGGAUGGCAAGACAGUCAUGCUGAAAGAAAUCUUUUCCCUUUUUGAUAACAUUCAUUGUCAAAAGCUGCAGGGAAAACCAAAGCUUUUCUUCAUUCAAAGUUGUCGUGGAGCAAAAGUUGACAGGGGAACAGUUUCUCCAAGAGAUGCCCCAGAUGCAGCUGGGGGUCUGAAUGAGCAGAGUCUUCCCUCUCAACUGUUUGGUACGCUGCAGGGGGGUGAGGAUGUCCCAGAUGCAGCCAGGUGUGUUGAUCAACCAACAAGGACAGACAUGUUCUUUGGAUAUGCAACACAGGAAGGAAACAUGGCCUUCCGAAAUGAGACACAGGGCAGUUGGUAUAUCCAGGCAAUUGACAAAGUCUUCCGGCAACAUGCUGCAGAUACUCAUGUAGCAGACAUGAUGACGAUGGUGAACAAGAUGGUGGCUGAACAGACAGCACAUUGUGAGAACUCAAACUAUACAGGAGGCAAGGAGGCUUCAGAGUUCUUAUCCAACUUACAAAAAAAUCUCUACUUCUUUCCUGGCCUUUAAGUCUGCUGCAAACACGGUCAUUUAAACUUGGUGAAUCUAAAGUUCAGGCUUCAGCAAAAGUCACUGACCACAUUUUUGCUAAAUGUCAUUUUUAAUUUAUCAAAUACGUUAAUUUUAUAGUGAAGCUAACAGUCAAGGGUUGUCACAUGAAUGGGCUAUUUUUGGACACACUAUUAGUCUUUUAGAUCUGUGCACACAAUCUGAAUCACAUUUCAUUUAUUGACUUUUAUCAAAAGCCCCCUUUUUCUCUGUUCUUGCAACAGUAAUACACCACAGAGUACCAGAUUUAACUGAUGUUGAGCUCCACGCAUUAUACAUGUACUACCGCGUCUACCGGUACAACAAAUUCAAGCAAUCAAUAUCACUCAGUGCAGUAUGAUAUUAUAGUUAAAAAUACUGUAACAGUAAUUAAUGAUAAUACAAAUUGAUACAGUAAAUAUUUCACAGGCAAAUAGAGAUGGCUCAGAUGGAAGGGUGGGGAAUAU